Messenger RNA from Gossypium arboreum, 1531 nucleotides. Its product is annotated as protein ROOT INITIATION DEFECTIVE 3-like. The transcript has a single exon. Gene Ontology annotation, molecular function: protein binding. Gene Ontology annotation, biological process: DNA-templated DNA replication; rRNA processing. The coding region runs from base 137 to 1351 and encodes 404 amino acids. Gene Ontology annotation, cellular component: nuclear pre-replicative complex. NCBI's taxonomy places the organism in Eukaryota, Viridiplantae, Streptophyta, Magnoliopsida, Malvales, Malvaceae. The record is from RefSeq and is a predicted model, not a curated record.
UAAGCAUUAAUGGAGAAAACAACCAAAUUUGAUGAUUAAAACCACCUCGUUUUCAACGCCCAAGACCACAGAAUCCUCUCUUUAACAAGUACUCAUUCAGCCUCACAAACUCACCUUUAAUUAUCUCUCAUUAAACAUGUCGUCUCCUUCGCAUCCUAUUGUCCUCACCAGCUCCCUUAAUGGUUCCAUUACUGCCUUCGAUGCUGUCUCUGGUGUCCCUCUUUGUCACUUCUCUGGCAGCAGGUCUCCUUACCAUGGUCUUGCCCUUGUUGGCAACUCAUUCAUUGCUACUUCUCAUAUAUCUGCUGAGACUUCUUCAGCCUCUAUUCAUCUCUACAAUUGGUGGUCUUCAACAGCUCUGCACAAUUUUCUUGUUCCAGAACCUGUUGCACCCUUGUCAGCUACCCUUGAUGGCUUGUAUUUGUUUGCUGGUGGCCUUUCAGGUUCUAUACAUGCUCUCUCAGUUCCUUCAGGGGAGAUACUCGCAUCAUAUUCAGCACAUAACAAGCCUGUUUCCUGCCUCAAAAUAAGUGAAGAUGGGUCACUAUUGAUAUCUGGUGGUGAUGAUGGUACAAUUUCUUUUGUUCCAAUCUUUCAAAUCAUCGAGGCAUCACCUGAUAAGAGCUCCACCAGCUUGAUGUUGCAGAGAUUUGUUGCACAUGAUGGCUCAGUGACAGCAAUAGACUCUAUUAUGGCACAGUGCAACUCUACCAUAAUAUCAAGCUCGCUGGAUUGCACGAUUAAGAUUUGGGGAUUGUUGGAUGGAACAAAGUUAAGAACAGUGACAUUCCCAUGUGCCAUUAUGGGGAUAGCAUUGGAUCAAAUAAGGAAAGAAUUUUUUGCUGCAAGCUCUGAUGGAUUCAUCUACAAGGGAUCAAUAAAUGCUGGAAGCAAAAAGCAUGUGAAUCAAACACAGGAGUUCAUUAGAUGGGCUCAAAAGCAUGAGAGUGGGAUUGUAUCUUUAGUUAUGGUGAGUGAGACAAACAAUUUGGUAUCUGCUUCAGAAGAUGGGAAGGUUUAUAUAUGGGAGAUUGAAACAGGUGAGGCCAUUAUGGGACUUGAUAAUGAUGUAGGGAGCAUUAGUGAUAUGGUGGUAGCUAAUGGUAUGGAGCGAGGCUUAAAAUUUGGUAAAAAGGCUGACAACGUUUAUGAUGGAUAUAGUGGAUUAUGCAGGGUGGAGCUGAGCAGGUCACUAAAGGACACUUUGGACAUAGAAGAUGUGUUGAGGGUGGCUACAAAAGACCGAAGCAGAGCCAUUGAUAUGCUUGAGUCAGCAAUUUCAGCGUAUGAAAGGUUGCUACAGCUCAUUCUCAAGGAAGCCAAGAAAGGACCUAGUAGCAGCAAAAGUUGAAACGAAAAACAUAGCCUCUAAUACAAUAUAUAUAUUGCCUCUAAAUUCUUCUAUGCAAAGUAAAAUGAAGACAAAUGCAGUUUGUUCGAAUAUGCCUUUCCCCUUUCUGUUCUUUUUUUUUCUUGGUAUGUGCAACUGCUUUUUUACCUAUUGAAAUCAUGAUUUAAAUAUUGGAGAUAA